Messenger RNA from Ostrea edulis (European flat oyster), 4606 nucleotides. Its product is annotated as polycystic kidney disease protein 1-like 2. The coding region runs from base 1 to 4464 and encodes 1487 amino acids. Gene Ontology annotation, biological process: detection of mechanical stimulus. Lineage: Eukaryota; Metazoa; Mollusca; Bivalvia; Ostreida; Ostreidae. The transcript has 17 exons. Gene Ontology annotation, cellular component: membrane. The record is from RefSeq and is a predicted model, not a curated record. Gene Ontology annotation, molecular function: calcium ion binding; calcium channel activity; protein binding.
AUGUCCAUGAAAGUGGAGUGUACCAGUUGUUCCGCCAGUGAUUUGGACAAAGCCGUCUACAGCUGGAAUUUAAUGCAUUUCGAUCCAACUACAAGAACAGUUUGGGAUAUUCCCGACUGGGAAAACUGGUUAAAAACAGGUCAGCGUGUUUUAGUUAUCAAUUCGUGGAAAGACGAAGGGUUUAGAAAACAAAAGAAUGUAGAUAUAGAUUGGAAGGAACAAAUAAGUUUUCGUAUAUUCCAAGAAGAUUCUCAAACCAAGGAAAAAACUAUUCUUUACCAAGGCAAUGAAAGAUAUUUAGAAAACAUUUACUUUAACUACGGGCAUGAAGAAGACCAUUGGUUAAUAACUGUAUACGUUGAGGUGCUGGAUGUCUUUGACGAUUUCACUACUUGUUAUUUCAAUCGGCUACAGAUAUUAUCGCCAAUUACGGGCAAGCCUUUGGAUAAUUAUCUUCAAGAUUCGCAAGAAUUAAUCGAAACUGCUAUUGAACAAGAGGACGUGGGUUUAGUUUCCAUGGCAAUAGAAACAACCAUAAGUACAACAAAUCGGGUGGAUCUGCCUCCACCGACCUUAAUUGACACCCUGGUGGAGAAUCCAGAAAGUUGGAGUCACGUGGGUGACAACAAUACAUUUGACAGCCUCUUUCAAGAUUUGACAGUCACUCAAGAAAUCAACUCUACACAAUUGAUGCUUAUAGAGGGGAUGAAAAAUAUGACAUCUCUUCUCGCAACAUCGACCAGUUCUCUUAGAAUAGACAACACGGUCAGACAGCGACAAAUGGCGUUCUCAUCCGGGUCUGCUAUGGAGAACAAACAGCUGAUGACCCGCGACGCUAUGACAUUUUCGCUGAAUGCUACAAACGAUGUUAUUGUUAACUUCAUCAAUACAUCCAAAGAAGCGUUAUUCCCGGUGUAUGAAGACUAUUUAUCAACGUCUGAGGCUGUCCUUCGAUCGCUUGAUAAUCUUUUGAAUAACUUGAUCCCCAAGUUAAGCCCAGACAUACCAGAAUCGGACGACAUAUACCAGAUAGCGGAGGAGUACACGGCCUCAGAUUUUAUUAAUGAGUAUGAUGGAUCCGGGUUGUCUCCACAAGAAAGGGCUCUCUUUGCUUCCAUGUCCCUGGGAGCUUACAAGCAGAAUCUAAACACUUCUCUAGAAAUGGCAAACGGAACAGUUCCCAACGUGCAGAACUCUAUUGUGGAGCUGGGAACGGUACUAAAGGAGAUAGCUUAUAGGAAACAGUUUGAGGUAGAGGUUACUCGACCUGCCUUGACAACCAGUAUGGAGAACCUCCGAGUGGACCAAGAAAUAAAUCGAAAAGAUCUUAAGAUUAAAUUUGACAUCAACAGUACACAGCAAGAGGAUUUACAGUUAUCCUCUGAAACCAAUAGCAUAGAGACAGUUUGUGAGUGUAAAAACCCACCUGGAGAUAACUUUGCCACAUCAUUCUUUGUUCCACCAAAUUCCAUUGAUUUUUCCACGGUUUUUGAUAAAUUUGACAUCCUCGGGAACGGCGCUGUGUUUGGUACAGUAACAGCUAUUAUAGUCCUGUAUCUCAUCGGACUUGUGGUGGCUCGACGCUUUGACAAGAAAGAUCAGGAAAAGUGGAAACUGUUUUACAUGAAUGACAAUCUGAAGACGGACAAGCAAGUGUACCUAGUUACAGUCUACACUGGCCUCUCCAGAAACUCUGGUACCAAGAGCAACGUCAACUUUGUCCUUGGUGGUCACCUUAGAGACACUGGGGUCCGACAUCUGUCUGACGGAGUCAGAAAGGGUUUUGAAACUGGAAGUGUCUAUACGUAUGUCAUGACUGUGCAGAACAGACUUGGUGAUUUAAUUUUCCUGAACAUUUGGCACGAUAACAGCGGACGUGGAGCGGACGCUUCGUGGAAUUUGAUCAAAGUAGUUGUAGAAGAUGCAGCAACGGGAAAGAGAUUUGUCUUUUUCUGCAACCAGUGGCUUAGUUUGGAUUCAGAGGAAAGCUCUAUACAGUGCACAGUUAAUGUGGCGACUCCCGAGUCACUUCGAACAUUCAACUUCAACUUUACAGAGAACACGCGGGAAAAUGCAACGGAUAGUCAUCUUUGGUUGUCCGUGAUAUUUCGUCCAGAAAAAAGCUCCUUCACCCGUUGUGAACGCCUCUCAUGUUGUGCUACACUACUUUUCUUGACCAUGAUUUCCAAUGCUAUGUUCUACGGACAGGAUGAAGCAGUGGAACGACUCCGAAUUGGUCCAAUCAAGUUUGCUUUGUCUUCCAUAUAUAUUUCAUUUGUUGGCAUUGCUAUCACUUUCCCAGUUAUUUUAGCAAUAACGAUGAUAUUCAGAAAGUCAAAAUGGUUGGAAAAUUCCUCUGACCAUGAUGAAAUGAACAUCGAAUCUUUUCAAACACGGAAGGAAAUAAAAGAGUUCCAUUUGCCCAAGAAGUUGAUUUACGUGGCGUACGUGCUGAUUGCAUUUUCUAUCUUGGUGUCGGGAUUUUUUGUAAUUUUGUACAGCAUGGAGUGGGGCAAAACAAAGUCUGAGGAAUGGCUGAAGACGUUUUUCUUGUCAUUUUUGGAGUCCAUGUUUGUCGUAGAUCCAAUAAAGGUACUGGCACUGGCUGUGUUUUUCUCAAUUGCAAUGAAGCGGACAUUAAAUGACAGCAUGUAUGAUGCUACCAAGCUGUUAGAAUAUUCACAAACCAGAGCUGUGGCGUUUGCAAGAGAAACUCAAAUUUCAUAUGGUUAUGCAGCACCUUUUAACGAGGAGACUCUGGACACUAUGAAGCGAAAAAGAUUGAAAGAAAUGCGGGUUAAACGCAUCUUUGUGGAACUCCUGCUUUAUCUCUGCUUUCUGGCAAUUCUGUACUUCAUCAGCUAUAAUAACAGGGAUUUCAACUCGUUCCAAAUAAGACAUUACUUGAACAAUCGGCUUCUGCACAGUCCAGACAAAAAUAGCAGCCUUCACACUAUCCGUUAUGACAAGAUUCGUGAUGUUGACAGUUUCUACGACUGGCUACAGAACACGCUACUUCCGUUUACUUUCCCACAAACGUCGUACAAUGGACAGUCACUGAAUGCAUUUGAACGUCAGUUCACCGAGGACCAGGCUAAUUACAGGCUUGGACCCAUACGAUUGCGUCAACUUCGAGUCAAGAAAGAAAACUGCCAUAUUAACCUGAUCGCUGAUGCCACCUGCUAUGCAGAUUACUACAUCUCGACAGAAGAUGUACGCUCCGAUUGUCAAAGCUGGGGAUUAUCUUCGUGCGACGCCAACAAUACACAUUUGUCCUCAAAAGCAUGGCAGUUCACUAGCGCCACAGAGGUUUGGGGCAUUCCCACCAUCGGACUCACGGGGACAUACGGUGGAGGGGGUUACCUAGCUGAUCUGGGAAUUCAUUUGAUAUAUGCCAACAACAUAGUGGACGAGCUCUUCCGCAACACUUGGAUAGACCGACAAACGAGGGCAGUCUUUGUAGAAUUUACCCAAUACAACAGCAACACCAACCUCUUUACCUAUAUAUCACUAAUGACUGAAUUUCCGCAAACUGGCGGUGUUUUCACGACAGCCCACAUCUAUCCGCUGCGAGUCUAUCACUACAUUGGAAACUUCGGAGUUUUCAUAUUUCUUUGCGAAAUCGUUGUAGCAAUAUGCGCACUAGUCUUCUUCGCCCAUUACUUAGUACAGAUAGCGAAACACAAGAAAGCCUUCUUUAGCGACACUUGGCGUCUCUUUGACUUUGCUAUAAUAGUGCUCACGGUUGUAACGGUGUCCAUGUACAUAACGAGAAUGAUUUUCACCUCGUGGACUGUCACUAAAUUCACGGAACAGAAACUUAAAUUCGUCAACUUUGGACACAUUGCAUUAUGGGAUGAAAUACUCAACGCGUUUAUUUCAUUUCUCGUCUUCUUAACGACUUUGAGAAUUCUUCGAAUUUUGAACUACAGCCACAAUGUAACUCAGUUAGCUGGUGUAUUGUCGAAUGCAAAGAGCAACUUAAUGGGCUGUUUCUUCAUGUUUGGUUUGAUCUUCAUGGCCUAUGCCGGUGUUGGGUACCUCCUGUUCGGUGCUCACCUUGAAACAUACAAAAACAUAUAUGUCUCCAUCACUACAAUCGUGAACUCGCUGAUCGGACGAAACAGUCUUCAUGGACUCAUACAAACAUCUCCUAUAAUAGCGGAAAUCUACUACUUUACUUUUGUUAUGUUUGUCAUAUGGAUUGUGAUGACAAUGCUGAAUGCCACGCUGAACAAAAGCAUUCAGGAGAUCCGGACUAAUGUGAGGAAAACGGAGGAAAAGUAUGGAAUAGAUGACCUACUGCGCAAUUUCCUGGAAGAUUUCUGGAAUAAAAUCAACUUCAAAUUUCAAAGUAGCACGGAUGAUGCCUCUUUUCGUCGCACAACAACAUCCUUGACCUCAGGUGACGUCAAUCUGCUUCUAGAGGACAUUGAUGACAUUUCUUAUAAUGACGGUGAAUAAGUGGGAGAUACGUCUGUCAAAAACACGACUAAGACAAUAUUCUUAAAGAUCAGAUGAACAGAAUUAUCUGGUUGUAUGAAGACUUUCAAACAAUAGGAACAAUCGGAUCUUCUGGGGAUUGUGAUACAGACUAAACAUAUAA